Pezoporus occidentalis (night parrot) is the source of this 2637-nucleotide messenger RNA. RefSeq names its product ADAM metallopeptidase with thrombospondin type 1 motif 4 (gene ADAMTS4). Gene Ontology annotation, cellular component: extracellular matrix. Gene Ontology annotation, biological process: proteolysis; extracellular matrix organization. The coding region runs from base 126 to 2486 and encodes 786 amino acids. Lineage: Eukaryota; Metazoa; Chordata; Aves; Psittaciformes; Psittacidae. The record is from RefSeq and is a predicted model, not a curated record. Gene Ontology annotation, molecular function: metalloendopeptidase activity. The transcript is spliced from 8 exons.
AGGUAUGCAGGAGACAGGGAGGGAUGAGGAGGAAGAGGAGGAUGAGGAAGGAUUAGGGUGAUGAGGAGGGAUGGCGGGACAGGGGGGAGGAAGGGAAUGAGGAGGAUGAGGAUGAAGGAUGAAGGAUGAAGGGCACAGGCAGGGGUAGAAACCCCUGCUGGCAUCCAACACCUCCCCUGGGACCGGUCCCGGUGAGGGGAGAUCCCGGAGGGUCCCGGGGGGGGAUGUCCCGGCCCUGCCUUCCCGAACGGCCCGGGGGGGGGGGGGGUCGGGGCCGCCCCGCUCAGCUCCGCCCCUCCCGGGCCAGCCCAUCCCGCCCGUUAAAAAGCGGCGGGACCCGCUUGCCGCGGGGCUAUCGCGGGGCUAUCGCGGGGCUGUCGCUGUGUCGCGGUGCCCGGGCCAUGCGCUGCGCGCUCCUGACGCUCCUGGUCGCCGUCGCUGCUGUUGGGGCUGCUCCCGGUCCCUCGUGUCCCGUCACUGCACCGGGAGAAUCCGAUACAAAGACCCGGCUGGGACCGGCCCCGAGGAGAACCAAGCGCUUCGCCUCGGUGCCGCGGUUCGUGGAGCUCCUCGUGGUGGCGGACGAGGCGAUGGCGCGGUUCCACGGUGCGGGGCUGCGGCCGUACCUGCUCACGGUGCUGGCGGCGGCCGCCCGCUCCUUCCGCCACGGCAGCCUCGGCAACGCGGUGGAGCUGCGGGUAACGCGGCUGCUGGUGCUGGGCCCCGGCACCCCCGGGCCCCCCCCGACCUCCAACGCUGCCGAGAUGCUCCGGAACUUCUGCCAGUGGCAACAGGGGCUCAAUGUCCCCGACGAGGACAGCCCCCUCCACUUCGACACCGCCCUGCUCUUCACCCGGCAGGACCUGUGUGGGGCUGCCACUUGUGCCACGCUGGGCAUGGCCGAUGUGGGCACCGUGUGCGACCCGGCGCGGAGCUGCGCCGUGGUGGAGGACGAUGGGCUGCAGUCUGCCUUCACCGUCGCUCAUGAGCUGGGCCACGUCUUCAACAUGCUGCACGACACGGCGCAGCCCUGCCGGGAGCUGAACGGCGGCACCGCGGCCGCCCGGCGGGUGAUGGCUCCCGUCCUCUCCUCGCUGGAGCCCGGCGAGAUGUGGUCCCCGUGCAGCGCCCGCUUCAUCACCGACUUCCUGGACAACGGCCACGGUCACUGCCUCCUGGACCAGCCUCCGGAGUGGCUGCCGCUGCCGUCGGCGCUGCCGGGCAGCGUGUACCCGCUGCUGCGGCAAUGCCAGCUCGCCUUCGGGCCCGAGUCGCGGCACUGCGGGGACCAGCAGCCGCCCUGCGCCCGGCUCUGGUGCACCGGCCACACCGGCGGCCGCUCCGUGUGCCAAACGAAGCACUUCCCCUGGGCCGACGGCACACCGUGCGCGCCGGGCAGCGCCUGCAUGGACGGGGCCUGUGUCAGCAUCACCCGCAUGCAGGAGCUCACCGUGAGUGUGUGGGGAGAAACGACGGGGAACCGGGGGCCGCCGCUCGCCCCCCGGGGCUCCCGUUUGACCCCGCUCCCGCUGCGUUUCCCGGUGCAGACUCCGGUGGACGGCGCUUGGGGGCCGUGGGGGCCGUGGAGCGGCUGCUCCCGGAGCUGCGGCGGCGGCGUUCGGCUCUCGCACCGCGGUUGCACCGAGCCCGAGCCGCGUCACGGCGGCCGCUUCUGCCGGGGGAAACGGACCCGUGUCCAGUCCUGCAGCGUGGAGGAGUGUCCCGGCGGCUCCGCUCUGGCGUUCCGGGAGGAGCAAUGCGCCGAGUACAACCGCGGUCCGGAGCUCGUCAGGGGGCUGCCGGCGCCGCGGGACUGGGUCCCUCGUUACAGCGGCGUGGCCGAACGGGACCGGUGCAAGCUCAUCUGCCAGUCCCAGACCUUGGGCUACUACCAUGUGCUGCAGCAGAGGGUCGCCGAUGGGACGCCGUGCUCACCGGAGAGCACCGGGGUGUGCGUGCGGGGCCGCUGCAUCCCCGCCGGCUGCGACCGCAUCAUUGGCUCCAAGAAGAAGUUCGAUAAAUGCAUGAACUGCGGCGGCGACGGCUCCGGAUGCACCAAAAUCUCCGGUUCUUUCACCAAACCCCGCUACGGCUACAACGAUGUGGUGACCAUCCCGGCGGGUGCCACGCACAUCCUGGUGCGCCAGGUUUCGGCUCCCGGUGCCGAGGAUGUUUUCCUGGCCCUCCGGCGCCCCGAUGGUGAAUCCCUGCUCAACGGUGGCUACAUCCUGGUGCCAUCGGCCACCGACGUGGCGCUGGGCAAGGGGAUAACCCUGCGCUACAGCGGGGCCACCGCGGCCACCGAGACGCUGGAGGGCCGGGGGCCGCUGCCGCAGCCGGUGCUGCUGCAGGCGCUGGUGGUGGACGAACGGAGAGCACCGCGGUUGAAGUUCAGCUUCUUCGUGCCCUGCCGCCCGUCGGAGGCCUGGGAGAAGCAGAAAGCCCAAAUCCUGGAGAUCCUCAAGAGCCGCCGGCCCCACCGGUAGCCGCAGGAGAGUGAUGGGAUGAGAUUGAUCCUGCUGGCACCAUUUGGUUACUGAUGGCCGCAGCCUCCGCGCUGAGCCCCAGCGCCCAUCACCGCUUCUACCUCAGCCCUGGGCAGGCCCCGGGGCCCCCCACCUGUGGACCCCCCCCCCC